Molecule: messenger RNA, 3548 nt
Organism: Cryptomeria japonica (Japanese cedar)
Lineage: Eukaryota; Viridiplantae; Streptophyta; Pinopsida; Cupressales; Cupressaceae
Product: auxin response factor 6
Exons: 14
Coding region: 459-3260 (933 amino acids)
Biological process (GO): regulation of DNA-templated transcription; response to hormone
Cellular component (GO): nucleus
Molecular function (GO): protein binding; DNA binding
Source: RefSeq, a predicted model, not a curated record
UAAAACGAAUUAUUACCGUGCGGCAGAGCGAAUUAUUACCGCUCCGUAAGUGUGAACGUAAAAUUGGUUUUACAGAGGUGGUAAAAAAUUGUAGUUUUUUUUUUCGGUGUUUUUUACACUUUACAAGGGUUUGAUGCAGAGGAGGAGGAAGAUGAAGGAGGAAGUUCUCUGCGUUUAAGCUUGAGAUUCGGUGAAUUUGUUUGUGUAAUUAAGUUACUGUCAGAUGUCGUGGUUAGUAUUAUUGUUUUUGGAUUGAAUGACAUAAUUGGCUUCGAGGGAAGGAAUAUAUUUUUGUUUGCCCGGGGGGGAAAACAUUAUGGAAUUAUUGAAUUGAAGUGUCGUGGCAGAGAAAUAUGUUCAGGGGGAAGGAAGAGGGUUGUAAUAAUAUUGUUAAUAAUAAUAAUAAUAGCAGGAAGAAAUCUUGCGCGCAGAGAUCUCUGUGAGGUCGGCAGUCGAGAAUGAGGAACGGCUUCUCCCAUCAUCAUCAGGAAGGGGAAAAAAGAAGCCUCAAUUCAGAGCUCUGGCAUGCAUGUGCUGGGCCACUUGUAUCACUACCAACUAUUGGGAGCCAUGUCGUCUAUUUUCCUCAAGGUCAUAGUGAACAGGUGGCUGCCUCGACAAACAAAGAGAUUGAUUCUCACAUACCUAACUAUCCAAAUUUGCCACCUCAAUUGCUCUGUCAACUACAUAAUGUCACUUUGCAGGCGGACAUAGAGACAGAUGAAGUGUAUGCUCAAAUGACAUUACAACCCUUAACAACUCAAGAGCAAAAGGACUCGUAUCUAGCUCCUGAUUUGGGAACACAGAGCAGACAGCCAACUAAUUACUUCUGUAAGACGCUCACAGCGAGUGACACUAGCACUCACGGUGGAUUCUCAAUUCCACGACGUGCUGCUGAAAAAGUUUUUCCUCCACUGGAUUUCACUCAGCAGCCUCCUGUCCAAGAACUUAUUGCAAGAGAUCUCCAUGACAACGAAUGGAAAUUUCGGCAUAUUUAUCGAGGUCAACCUAAGAGGCAUCUGUUGACAACAGGAUGGAGUGUAUUUGUCAGUGCGAAAAGACUUGUUGCUGGGGACUCUGUGCUUUUUAUUAGGAAUGAGAAAGGGCAAUUAUUAUUGGGAAUUAGGAGAGCAAACAGAACCCAUACAGUUAUGCCAUCUUCAGUGUUGUCCAGUGACAGCAUGCACAUAGGUGUACUGGCUGCUGCAGCUCACGCUGCUUCUACAAAUUGUCGGUUCACUAUUUUUUACAAUCCAAGAGCAAGUCCAUCUGAGUUUGUGAUACCAUUGUCUAAGUAUGAAAAAGCAGUUUAUCACACCCGAGUUUCAAUUGGAAUGCGCUUUCGGAUGCUUUUUGAGACGGAAGAAUCAACCGUUCGGAGGUACAUGGGUACGAUAACUGGGCUUGGUGACUUGGAUCCCGUUCGCUGGCCAAAUUCACAAUGGCGUUCACUUAAGGUUGGUUGGGAUGAAUCUACAGCUGGUGAAAGGCAGCCACGGGUAUCUCUUUGGGAGAUUGAACCUUUGACCACAUUUCUCAUGUAUCCACCACCGUAUCCUCUAGGACUAAAACGACCUUGGUCACAAUUACAGGGAAUCACACCUCUUUAUGGUAAUGAUGAUUGUAGCUUUAGGAGGCCAUUCAUCUCAGAAAGGGGUGAUACUGGGGAAACUCUGAAUUUCCAAACAAUAGGCAUGGAUCCUUGGAUGCAAAUGCAGCAGCGCAUUGAGUCAUCUCUACCAGGCAUUCAAUCCAGUAUUUACUCAGGGCUGCCUCUGCCUGGAGCGAUUUUGCAGGAGACAGGAAGCCUUGAUCAGUCUAAACAGUUGAAAUUUCAACCACAGCAACCUUUACAGUCUGAGCAACUUCAAAGCAAACCACAAAUGCAAUUACAGAAGAAUAUAGUAGAGCAGCAGCAGCAACAGCAUUUACUUCAGCAGCAAGUGCAAGUGCUCAACCUAGAGCAGCAAUCACCAAAUCAUCUCCUGCAACAGCAAUUUCAGCGGCAACCGUUGCAGCAUCAACUUGUGCAACAAAAGCUACAUAACUCAAUCAAUGAGCCACAGCAGUCAUCACAUCAACAUCAACAAAACCAACAACAUAUGUUUCAAGUUACAAAUGUUAGUUCCUUGCCGCAGAUCCCAUCAUCCCAGUCUCAGUCAGCAAUGAGUGAUAUUUGCUCGGUAUCUUCGCGACCAGUUUUCACAAAUACUAGCACCAACAUUGUUUCAUCUAAAAGCUCUUACAAUGCAUCUCCUUUUCAAAGUGUCUUAGAUUCAUUGACCACAGAAGGAGCUUCUCCAUACAUGAGUUUGCCUAGAUCAACACAGAGUAUAGGGCAGCAACCAGUAGAAAAUCUGACAUGGUCUUCUAUUGCUUCAGAUCAGGUUGCUGCCUCAUGGUUCUCUCCAAAGAAGAUGUCUAAUAAUCGGACACAUUGUCUUGCAUCUGGUCAGGUUGAAGCUCCUCUUCCUCCUGGUAAUCAUCAUGUUUUAACUCAUACAGAACCUGGAUUUCCGGUUAAUGUAACGGCACAGACUUUAUCUAUGCCCCAAUAUCCACUAAGAGAUUGCCCUACGGAACAGGAAGGAGUUCACUCUGACUCUCAGAGUAAUCUUCUCUUCGGUGUUAAUAUAGAAAACCCAACUUUAGCAAUGUCUGAUGCAGUCUCUAGAAAUAUUGGCAAUGGCUCUUAUGUAGCCAGUUCUUUUUCUGUUACAGAUUUGCUGAAUGGGCCUCCUUGUGGUCCGGUGUCUGGUUUCCCAAUGAAUUCAAACACAAAUGCUUGUGGAGGCAUGGAUGAAAGUGGGUUUUCACAGAGCACAUCAAAUGUUUCAAAGAUGAACCAUCCUACAAGAACCUUCACUAAGGUUUACAAACUAGGGUCCGUUGGGAGGUCGGUAGAUGUAACACGCUUCAGAGGCUAUCCAGAGCUGCGUGCUGAGCUAGACCAUAUGUUUGGUUUAGAAGGCCAACUGGAGGACCCCCAGAGAUCAGGCUGGCAGCUUGUAUUUGUUGACAAGGAGAAGGAUAUCCUUCUCCUUGGAGAUGACCCUUGGGAGGAGUUUGUCAACAAUGUUCGUUCCAUUAAGAUACUUUCUCCUCCAGAAGUACUGCAGAUGAGUCAGGAAGGUAUGGAGUUGUUGAGCAUGAUGCCUAGUCAACAGACAACAAGCAGUAGCUCAGAGGAUUGUGAUGUUAGGAAAGCAUCUCGUAAUAUCGGCUCUGUUAUCACGUCUACUGGGCCACUAGACUACUGAGAAUGGUUUAAUUGUAUUAUAGAGACUGUUUUGUCCUGAAAUGGGAGCUCUACACUAAACGGUGUAUUUAGUGCAAUGAAGAAAUACUCUUUGAUUUCAAACUCUAAUUUGUGUUGCAUAAUAUGCUUGUAAAAAACAUGAGAAUGAUAAAAUCUGGUGGCAUCUGAAUUUGCCCUCUGAUUGAAGUCAAUAACUCAACUUCUAAUAAUUUCCACUGAAACAGAAAUCUAACUCGUUGUAUCUUAUUGCUUUUCCCUUGUUUAUUCUUUCAAGGACAAUAUUACUUUA